AUGGGAGCCGGAAGUGAAGGCGGCGCGGCGUCCUUCCCUGUCCCUAUGGUCCAUUGUGAAGGCACUCAGGGAGGUGGCCUCCUCGCGAGUUUUCCUCCCGAAGAGGAGCUGGGCCAGCGGAGAGAGAAGAGUUCAGGGUGCAAUGCAAGAAAGGUCGGGGAGAGCAUGCCAGAUCUUGCCUUCUUUGCAUUGCACGACGCUCCUGCAAGGCAGGCCAGCGGGGAUGUUCUGGGGAGGCGCGGCUCCGGGUGCAAAGCGGUUGAUGGGGGUGAAGGAUUGCAGCUUUACACGCACCAGAGUUUGGGGGGGGGCGUGGGGCGCGUGGGAAGAGAGAAAUCGGGGAAUCUCCUUUUCCUGUCUGCUAGGCAUGGUGGGAAAUCCCAGGGAUUGCUUUAAUUAAUUCAAAGAUUUGUUGCAGUUGUUGCUGCUGUUUAGUCGUUUAGUCGUGUCCGACUCUUCGUGACCCCCUGGACCAGGGCACGCUUGUCUUCCACUGCCUCCCGCAGUUUGGUCAAACUCAUGUUUGUAGCUUCGAGAACACUGUCCAACCAUCUCGUCCUCUGUCGUCCCCUUCUCCUUGUGCCCUCCAUCUUUCCCAACAUCAGGGUCUUUUCCAGGGAGUCUUCUCUUCUCAUGAGGUGGCCAAAGUCUUGGAGCCUCAGCUUCAUGAUCUGUCCUUCCAGUGAGCACUCAGGGCUGAUUUCCUUAAGAAUGGAGAGGUUUGAUCUUCUUGCAGUCCAUGGGACUCUCAAGAGUCUCCUCCAGCACCAUAAUUCAAAAGCAUCAAUUCUUCGGCGAUCAGCCUUCUUUAUGGUCCAGCUCUCACUUCCAUAUAUCACUACUGGGAAAACCAUAGCUUUUAUUCAGCUUUGUCAUUGCUUUUCUCCCAAGAAGCAGGCGUCUUUUAAUUUCGUGACUGCUGUCACCAUCUGCAGUGAUCAUGAAGCCCAAGAAAGUAAAAUCUCUCACUGCCUCCAUUUCUUCCCCUUCUAUUUGCCAGGAGGUGAUGGGCCCAGUGGCCAUGAUCUUCGUUUUUUUGAUGUUGAGCUUCAGACCAUAUUUUGCGCUCUCCUCUUUCACCCUCAUUAAAAGGUUAUUUAAUUCCUCCUCACUUUCUGCCAUCAAGGUUGUGUCAUCUGCAUAUCUAAGGUUGUUGCAUUUAGAUCCUCCAGGGAGUCUACGUGGUCCUCGUUUAAUUCCCCUGCACAACAACCCUGAGAAGUAGGCUAAGGCUGAGCCCUGGUUCACCCACUGAGCUUCAUCAUGGCUGGACAGGGAUUCGAACCCAGGUCUCUCGGUCCUAGUCUGAUACUUUAACCACGACACCACAUUGAAAUACAUUUUAAUGUAUUUUUAAUCUUUGUUGGAAGCCGCCCAGAGUGGCUAGGGAAACCCAGCCAGAUGGGUGGGGUACAAAUAAAUUAUUAUUAUUAUUAUUAUUAUUAUUAUUAUUAGUGGAGUGGUAGAGUUGGAAGGGACCCCCAAGGGUGAUCUAGUCUGACCCUCUGCAAUGCAGGAAUAUAUGUGAUUGUUCCCAAACGAGGGUCCAACCUGCAAUCUUGGCGUUAUUCGCUCUCUUCCAGGACUUGGUGACGUUUGAGGAGGUGGCUGUGCAAUUCACCCAGGAGGAAUGGGCUCUGCUGGAUCCAGGCCAAAGAGCUCUGCACAAGGAAGUCAUGGAGGAGAAUUAUGAGACAGUGACUUCUCUGGGUAAGGAUGCUCCCAUCCCUCCCCCGCCUCCAGACACGUCCACGGUAUGGAUUUCCCUCUCCCCCAAAAUCAAGGUUCUCUCCCCCCCACUAUAUAUAUAUAUAUAUAUAUAUAUAUAUAUAUAUAUACUGAAUCGUAAACUGGAAUGUAGGGACGCGUGUGGCGCUGUGGGUUAAACCACAGAGCCUAGGACUUGCCGAUCAGAAGGUUGGCGGUUCAAAUCCCCGUGACGGGGUGAGCUCCCGUUGUUCAGUCCCAGCUUCUGCCAACCUAGCAGUUUGAAAGCACAUCAAAGUGCAAGUAGAUAAAUAGGUACCGCUCUGGCGGGAAGGUAAACGGCAUUUCUGUGCGCUGCUCUGGUUCGCCAGAGUGGCUGGGGAAACCCUGCCAGAUGGGUGGGGUACAAAUAAUAACUUACUAUUACUAUUACUAUUUUGUGAUCAGAAGCAUCUGGUUUUGUCUCCUCGAAAGAAUCAGAUGUUAGCUCCUGCUGGGAAGAAGGAGAGGACCCGUUUCCCCAGGAUCCGAAAGAAGAAGAGACAUCAGCAGGUAGGUGCUCAGCUUUUGGGAAUAGAAUAAAUUGCCAUUUCCAGUGUGUUAUCAUUUCUGACAGAUUAACCCAGUGGUUCCCAAACGUUUGGCGGGCUCUUGCUCCCUUGGGUUACAUCAAACUCGUCCCCAGUGCCGCCUACCCUAUGAAAAGCAUUAUUCAGAAUAGCAGCUUGCAAUGCAUGGUUUUGAAUUUUAUUGUGUUAUUGGCUUCCUUCACAUUUAUUCAAAAUCCAAUGAAAACUACAGUCAUACCUCAUGUUACGUCCGCUUCAAGUUACGUUCUUUCAGGUUGCGACCGGAAGUACCCGAAAGGGUUUUGCUACUUUCGCAUGCGCAGGCGCGCAAAAAUGAUGUCACGCGCAUGCGCAGAAGCAACGAAUCGCAACCCACGCCAGCGCAGACGUGCCGCUGCAAGUUGCGUUCUUUUCAUGUUGUGAAUGGGCCUCCGGAAUGGAUCCCGUUUGCAACCAGAGGUACCACUGUACGGUAUUUAGCUUAACUAAUUCAACAAGAUUGACGAGUACCGACUUUUCGAAGCCUGAUAGGCAUUUACACUUCCAUUGUCCGCCUCAUCUCACCCCUCCGCCCGCCUCUUUGCGCCUCCCCAGGUAACCCUACCGCUGCACCACCACCAGGGGCAGUAGUAUCGCCCGCUUUGGGAACCGCUGGGUUAACCUCUCAGGCUAUGAGUUCUUCCGGUGGGCAGAAGGGCAGGGUUAAGCAAAUUGAUGGAAGGUAAAGCUCUCGCUACUAAUCGUGAUGACUAAUCAUGAGCACCAGCAGCUGAAAGGGGCCAUUGCCUUUACUUCCUCCUUGUGGGAUUCCCAUAUAGAUCCAGUUGGCCUUUGUAGGGAUGUUGCAAAAGCAGAACAGAUGGAUUCAUGAAAGAGAAAGCUCUCAGUGAUUGCAAGAGGACAGCGCUUGAGGGCUGUUGCCUUAUGUCUUUUGGGCUUCCUGGGGGAUGCUGGACGAGACAGGCUUUUGGUGUGAUCCAAAGGACUCUCCUCACAAAGAAAAUCUCUUCUGAUGGGAGACCACGUGGUCAAAUGUACCAAACACCAGCUUUCCUGUAACUUUAGGCUGUGGGUUCCCAAACUGCUCCUCUCACCUGCCAAAUUUUAUCUCCUCUCCCCCCACACCACUGCCUCUGUCGCUGAGAGGCAAAGAGCCCUGUAAACGUUCCCCUUUAACAAGGCAUUUGGCUGUUUAAUAUCCUGUAUCCUUUUAAAUUUGUUUGUGUGUGGGGGGGGUAUUGUUUUGUUUUGUUUUUUAUUUUUUCACCUUGUAUUUUUAUGCUGUGAACCGCCCUGAGAUCUUCAGAUGAAGGGUGGUAUACAAAUUAUUAUUAUUAUUAUUAUUAGCCAGGUAACUCCUGCUGGAUCCUAUCAUUCAGCUGGAGACCAAUGCAUUUUCCUUUGGGCUUCCUUUGGGAGGAGGCUAUAGCAAUGGGUGAACAUGGAAUAUAUUUUGUCCUCGGGAGCAACUAGCCUGUUUGUUUCUUUGAAAGAAAUCCCCAAACCGGACUUGAUGUCUUGGCUGAAAGAAGAGGACCCGAUUAGGUGGGGCUCGGAGGAAGUGACGAGAUGGGCAGGUACCAAUUUUAUUUUAUUUUUAGAAAAUCUUUAUUAAUUUUCAUAUAGACAAAUAUACACGAGUUACAUAACAUAUAAAACAGAAAAUGAUACAAAUGAAUAGAAACGAUGAACUAAGAAAAGAUAAAGAAACAAACAUAAACAAAUACAAUAUAUUACACUUACAUGACAGAUUAAAAUAUAUAACUUCCAAUAAUUCUCAUUAUACUACUUAUAUUAUCUGUAUUCCUUGCACAGAUUCAUAUUAUUUUGGAUUUUUGUGUGUGUGUGUGUGUGUGUGUGUGUGUGUGUAUAUAUAUAUAUAUAUAUAUAUAUAUAUUCCACUAUUAUAUUUUAUGUAAUUCUUAGUUACCAGUAUCACUCUAUUUCUGCAAGUAUCUUAUUGUUUGUACAGUACGUUUUAAAGUAUUCUUUAAAUAUUUUCCAUCCCCUAUAUACCUCCUGGUUUGACACUCCUCUAUUUUUUUCAGUCAAUUUUGCUAGUUGCAGGUAUUCUAUCGUAAGAAUUUGCUACUCUGUAAUCGUUGGUAAGAUUUCAUUCUUCCAAUUUCUUGCCACUAUUAUUCUGGCUACCAUAAUUGCGUACAUAAACAAUGGUCUUAUAUAUUUUUUUUAUUUUCAUUGGUAAUAUACCUAAUAGAAAAAUUUCUGGUCUUUUUAGAAAUGUGAGUUUGAAUAGUUUUUUUAAAUUCACUAUCAAUGUUAUUCCAAAAUUCACAGAUAACUUCGCAGUUCCACCACAUAUGGUGGCAGGUACCGAUUUUAAGAGACAUCUUGGGAAAGGUUAUGAUGUUAACAAAAACUGUGGUACAAUAUCUGGGCUUGUUAGAGUAAAUCCGAAUAUUGGCGGUGGCAAAGGCUGCAUACACCCCAUAACUUGAUUGAACCACCUCCCAGCAAGAGUCCCUGUCUGUCUUGUGUUUACUGAGGUCCGGGUGGUGUUACUAUGGCUUCAGUGGGGUGAAGUUGCUCAGCCAAUACCAGGACACAAAUAUCAACAGUCAUCGAUACUGGGAAUCCCAACAGAAUCCCUUGAUCACUUUCUCCGGUCAGGGAAAGGUAGAGGAAGAAGAAGGUUUGUCUCAAUAGAGAUUAUUCUUGCUCCACUUACAGAGACCCAGAAAGGCCAGAAUAUCGACUGCAAGGUUGUCGGGGAAGAGGGCACUGCCCAAGACGCGCUGCUGGCGAGACCGUCGACCUCCGCCAAACCGCUGCCGUGGCUCGGCUUUGAGUGCGCCUUUUGUUUUGUGUCGCAGAAGGGCAAAAACGUGACGGUGCAGUGCAAGUUCUGCUUGCCGAAAGUGAAAACGGUGAGCGCCGCCACAACCUCCACGUCCAACUUGAAACGGCAUCUGCAGGUAGGUGCCCAUUGGAGACACCCGAGGCUGAGCCUUAAAAAGCCUUAAAAGCCUUAAAAGAUUGUUUAUGUAUGCAACAACAGCCACACAGAUGCUACUAGCUCAGAGAUGGAAGAAAGAAACAACCCCGACCAGAGAAGAAUGGCAAAUCAAGGUGAUGGACUAUGCCGAAAUGGCAAAAUUAACUGGGAAGUUCAGAAAUCAAGAGGACAAGAACUUUUUUUUAAAAAAGGGAAAAGUUCAUAAUUUAUUUACAAGACCACUGCAAGCAGGUCAAAACAUUGACAGGAUUUUAACCACACUUGUAAAGUAACGGAAAGCAUAGAUAAUUUUGAAGGAAAAAAAUUGGAUAAAUAUUGAUAUGCAGUUGUAAAUAUUAUCAUUAGGACCCAUGGAAGGGAUGGGGGGGAGUCAGGCGAUUCAGAGCAAUCUCGAUAUUCAGAUUUUGAAUUGCUGUUUGUUGUACGUUUAUAUAUUUUUUUAAUCAAAUAAAAAAAAAUUAUAAAAAUGAAGUAACACUCUUUUCUUUUCCAGAAGCAGCACCCAGAGCAGCUCAGAGUCCUCGAGGCUGCGAAACGGAAGAAUACAAAGAAGCACGACUUCUCCGAGGCGGAAGACGCGAGCGGCUUGAGACCUCCCAAAAUGCCGGCCACCCUGGAGAGAUGGGGGUCCAGCAGGGAGCCUGUCAGCCAGAAACUGCUGGAUAAGAAACUGCUGGAUUUCAUUGUGGAGGAGACGGUGCCCCUGCAGCUGGUGGACAAGCCGUCGUUCAUCGAGUUUGCUCGCCUGGGCCUCAGCAAGGAGCUGUCCAUCAUGUCCUCCAAGACUCUGAAAGAGAGGCUGGAAAAGAAGGCCUACCACAUGCGGGAGGAGGCGGCCAUGAAAAUGACACGGGUACAGCACGUGGCUACCACUGCGGACUGCUGGACGCAUGGAAGGAAGACCUACCUCGGGGUUACGGCCCAUUGGAUCAACCCGGAGAGCCUAACCCGGGAGUGUUGCGCCCUGGCCUGCCGACGCCUGAAAGGACACCACGCCUACGACCUCGCCACGACUCUGCACAACAUCCACGUGGAGUACAAAAUCCACCACAAAGUGGUAUGCACCACCACGGACAACGGCUGUAACCUGGUCAAAGCCUUCAGAGCUUUCUACACAGACAAGGAGGCGGUGGAUGUCAUGGACCAAGCAGACGAAGGGGACAACGACCAGCAGGAAGUGGAGUUUGUGGAUGUCUGUAACAUUCUGGACACGGGUGAAUACAGGGCCGCUGAAGAAGAAAUGUGCUUGCCCCCACACCAAAGGUGCGCAAGCUACACGCUGAACUUGGUGGCCACCCAAGACAUCGAGAGAGUCCUCAACUCUAAGAAUUCUCCUCUGGGCGGUUUCAAGAAACACUUUUGCUCCUUGCUGGGGAAGUGUUCUAAGCUGUGGUCCAAACAAAAGCAAUCGGCGAUUACCGCAGAGUACAUCAAAGACCAGUGCGGUGUCUUGCUCAGGGUCCCCAGUAAGACCAGGUGGAGUACCACCUACGAUGCUCUGAAGCAGCUAAGGGAUCUACUGUCCACUGCACCACAGAAGAUGGAUUCCAUCCUGGACUUCUGCUCCUUGCAGAGGAUCACAGCUCCCGAGGCCCAGGUGGUCCAAGAAUAUUGCGAGAUCCUCGCUCCUGUGGCCCAGGCCCUCGAUAUCCUUCAAAAGGAAAACGGCAUGUUUAUGGGUUACCUGCUCCCGACUCUCUACGCUCUGGACCAUAAGUUGGAGGUGCUGGAGAAGAAGCCUGCAAAUUGCACCUACUGCCGUCCUCUGGUGAAGAUUGUGCGGGAAGGGAUAAGGAAAAGGUUUGAGCCGAUUUGGAAGGAGAGGAAGCUGUUGGUGGCUGCCUGCUUGCACCCGCGGUUCAAGGUGGACUGGUUGGAUCUGUGCAACACUGAGAUCGGCAAAAGUACCAUGGAAGCUUUGCUGAGAGCCGAGAUCCAGAGAGUGGUCACCGAGCAGGUCAAGAGCUCUUCGGAGAGGGAGUGCGCCGUCGACUGCGACGACGAGUUUUUCGGGAUACAGUCCCGAAGCAAGAAGUCCGCAUCGGACUCUGCCGAAGAGGAGGUCUCGAGGUACCUAAAGUUCCCCAACAGCGAGCUGUCUUCGCUGCAUGCCUUCCCGCAGAUUUUGAAAAGUUUCCUUGCAUACAACACGGGCCUGCCUUCCAGCGCUGCUGCUGAGCGCCUCUUUGGCGCAGGGGGGAACGUAAUGACCGUGAAAAGACAUUCUCUGGCGGAUGACAUGUUUGAGCACCUGGUGCUUCUAAAGCAGAACAAAGGCGUGGUUUGAGGAUCUCGCUCGUGCCCACGGAGAUGGCACCGGAUACCAGCUGAAUUUCCUUAUGCUGCCAAGGGGGACUCGCCGUUGUGCUGGAGGGGGGUGUGGUGAAAGAGGAUUGGUGUUUCAUUUGGGGUGGGGUUGCCCCAGGGCUUUUUUUCCCUGCUGGGAAAACUCAGUUCCAGCACCUCUCAGGUGGGCACCAUUGUCAUUACAGCUGUACCUUGGAAGUCGAACAGAAUUCGUUCUGGAAGUCCGUUCAACUUCCAAAAUGUUUGAAAACUAAAGUGCGGUUUCUGAUUGGCUGCAGGAAGCUCCUGCAGCCAAUUGGAAGCCGCAGAAGCCCCGUCAGACAUUCAGCUUCCAAAAAUAGUUUGCAAACUGGAACACUCACUGUCGGGUUUGCAGCAUUCGGGAGCCAAAACGUUCAGGAACGAAGCUGUUUGAAAACCAAGGCACGAUUGUAUAAUGCAAUUCUAGCCCUGUUCUCAGUCGGAACAGGUAGCGAUCCCAGAGUCCAGCACAAAGACCUGUUAGCAAUGUUACCAGCUGCCAGCGAUGGCACCAGAAACGGGUCUCUUUGCCCACAAAGGGUGGGUGGGUGCAGUAAAAUUUGGGGCACAGCUUUAUGUGAACAUUUGACCCAGCACAGAAGAGUUGUUGAAGGUAAAGCGAAACGAGAUAAAUUGCUUCUGUUCAUUAGUUUUGUUAAUAACAAGACCGGCUCUCCCAGAUCUCCAGUCACCCUUCUGGCAAUGUGGAGCGGCUAGCUCCACCGAAUGGAAGGACGCCAGUCGAACUCAACUUUUUAAAAAUUCUGUCACUUUCUACUCCUCAGCAGACUUGUUUUCCUUCUCUCCGUUCUUUGUUGCUGUUGUAGUUAUGUCAGUAAUUGUUCUCUAGUGCUCAGCUUCCGUUUUCUACAUAUAAUUGUGAAUAUCAACUUUUUAAAAAAAAAAUACGGAUGUGCCAUUUACAAUGAAUAUUUGAGUACUUUUUCUUAGUUUUCUUAGCUUCAUAGGUCACUUGACUGUACAAGUUACUUUUCAAGCCCGUACGUGGUAAGCCUGGCACACAGCUAAUGUGUAGAACUCACAGUCUGGGGCUUGUGAGUUUGGUAGGGGGAAAUGAAAAAUCCAUAUCCCGGUAGAAUGUAUAUUUUGAGGUUUUCUUUAUUCUCUUAACUGUGUUUUUUACACUUGAGAAUGUUGGGGUGGGGAUGAAAGGCUGAGGGUGAGCUUUUUCUUUUGUUCACUAGCAUGGAAUUUGCCUUUUUCACAUCUGCCAUACACUGGGUCACCAUCUUCAUCACGAUCAUCUUCCUGGUCAGUUAUCAUCAGUUCUGACCCCAUGAGCUUAUAUGUGAAAUUAAUAUCCCCACCCCACCACUAUACCCAAAACUUUGUUUUUCUUUUUUUUCACAUUGAAUUGCAUUUGCCAUUUUACUGCCACUCACUCCUAUUGAAGAGGCCCUGAACGAUUCAGUACUGUCGGCAAACUUGGCCACUGCGUUCAUUGGUAUUCUGACGAAGUAUUUCAUAUACAGUGGUACCUUGGUUCUCAAACUUGAUCCGUUCCGGAAGUCCGUUCCAAAACCAAAGCGUUCCAAAACCAAGGUGUGCUUUCCCAUAGAAAGUAAUGCAAAAUGGAUUAAUCCGUUCCAGACCUUUUAAAAACAACCCCUAUAACAGCAAUUUAACAUGAAUUUUACUAUCUAACGAGACCAUUGAUCCAUAAAAUGAAAGCAAUAAACAAUGUACAGUGGUACCUCGGGUUACAGAUGCUUCAGGUUACAGACGCUUCAGGUUACAGAAUCUGCUAACCCAGAAGUAGUACCUCGGGUUAAGAACUUUGCUUCAGGAUGAGAACAGAAAUCACGUGGCAGCAGCGGGAGGCCCCAUUAGCUAAAGUGGUACCUCAGGUUAAGAACAGUUUCAGGUUAAGAAGGGACCUCCAGAACGAAUUAAGUUCUUAACCCGAGGUACCACUGUACUUCAGUCACACAAUCAAUCAGUCAAUAGCUGAACUGGGUUCCACACAGUCAC
Podarcis lilfordi (Lilford's wall lizard) is the source of this 9573-nucleotide messenger RNA. The record is from the annotation of a GenBank genome assembly. NCBI's taxonomy places the organism in Eukaryota, Metazoa, Chordata, Lepidosauria, Squamata, Lacertidae.